Messenger RNA from Penicillium subrubescens, 786 nucleotides. RefSeq lists its product as uncharacterized. The transcript has a single exon. The record is from RefSeq and is a predicted model, not a curated record. Bases 1 to 786 code for a protein of 261 amino acids. Lineage: Eukaryota; Fungi; Ascomycota; Eurotiomycetes; Eurotiales; Aspergillaceae.
AUGAAGCUUCAAAGCGUCCUUUACUACUGCUCCUUCCUCGCUGUGGUUAAGGCCCAGUAUAGCAGCAUUUGUCCCGACAGAGAUGGGGAGACAGAGGAAAUCAACCCCGGACACUUCGUGAAGUACAAGUGUGGGUGGCUCGGACCGUAUGGCGGGGCGACACACCAAAACAUCAAUACCGCCCAAGCCUGUGCUCAACUCUGCCAGGACAAGCCAGGUUGCACUGGAAGCUCCUGGCAGUCUGUACAGAGCAGAUGUGUGUUGAGUGGCGACCGAACCAACGAGGCUCGUUCCAACGUCCUUUGGAUGGAGGUGGUUCAGCCAGAGGAGGAUCCCUUCCCGGAAGACCCAGAAGAAGAAGUCGUCGACCCUUUCCCUGAAAAUCCCGAAGAGGAUUGUGACACCCAGUUGGGAACCUGCCAGACGCAGAACACAGAUUGCCUGACGGAGAAGGCAGCCCUUCAACACGAGAAAGCUGCGUGGAUCAAGAAGCAGAACGCGCUGAGCAAAUGCCCCUCCCAGCACGAGAAAGUCAUUGUCCGUGGUGGUAUUAGAUAUAAGGUCCACUGUUUCAUGCGCAGCAAAGGUUUCACUGGUUACAAGUCGACCGACCACGCAUUCACUCAAUGCAUGGACGCAUGCUCCGCUGACUCCCGAUGCAAAGCUAUUCACUAUCUCAUCGACAGUGCCCAACCCUGCAAGAUGCUUGGCUCAGUCGACAACAACAAACAGCCUGAUCACAGCUCUAGCCCACAAAUUUCCCUUAUCCCUGUCACGCCGAAAUAA